CCCAGACCCCCACAGGAUCCAUUCAGCCAGGAGCUGACAGCCACAGCCCCUCCAUCCUGUCCCUGGGCUCGAGGUCGCUUUCAGUUGUGCUGGUGCUCCAGACCCAUGCAGGGCUAAAGCCCAUUUCCUCUGGGAGCCGCUCACGCCCGCAGGUGCCCACUAAAGCACGGCUUUCUGUGAUUCCUCUCCCUCCCCUGUGACAUCUCCCUCCCCAGGCUGCUGUGCGAGCGUGGGGCUUGCUUUAUGAUGGGGUUCCUUGCAGAGCUCUGCUCGCUCCCAGAGGCAGAGACACGGCUUUGCCCUGCCUUGCACCUGCUCCCUGGGUAUCCCCAGCCCUGAGGAUGAUGCUGGGACGGGGGCAGUGCCACAACAGGAAAGGAGACGGCUGGUGAUGCCAUGUGGGGCAGGGGCUGUGGAGCAGAGGGCGGCUGUGCAGUACAGAGAGAAGAUGUGGGGAACACUGGGGCAGGAGGGCUGCUUGCUCCAGGAGCUCAUCCAUCACACGGGUGUGUGUAAAUGCCAACCUCUCCCAUUGUCUCUCUAUGCCGUGCAGAGGGCAGCAGCUCCUUCCACAUCAGGAGCAGCAGGGGCGGGAGGGAACUGACCCCUCCAUCCCGCGUGGGCCGAGUGCUCAGUCACGAACGCAGCCCAUGGAACACCAGCCUCCAGCUGCUGCAGAUUCUUGGUCACAGGGUGGUCACCAGCAGUCUGUGACAGGGCUGUCUCCUCUCCUACCUGGCAAGAGGCUGUGAGGCAGCUUGUGGGAGCCGACAGGCUGGGAAGGCUGGCUGGUAAGGCACAUGAGGAAACAGCAGGAGUCUUCUGCUGUGGUCUCAGGCGUCACCCUGUGACAGAGCACUGGCUUUGCUCUCGCUCUGGGGUUGACUCCUCACACAAGAGUGGUCACACCCAUGAUUGCCGGCAGCAGUGGAGACCCUGCUGUGCCCACUGCCCGCAGUAGUUGGACCCCACCCAAAUUACAAUUUUCUCUGCUUGGAUCUGUGGCUGUGUGGGAAGGGAGAGGUAUUUCCCUUGAUGACACAAUUGGUGAUCACUGCAGCUGCCACAGAAGCUCUUGGACUGGAGGAUGCUAUCAGUAAAGAGUUGGAGUCUCCCAACGGCUUCGAUGGAGAGGAGAAAACCAGCUGUAAAUCACUGCCAAAAGUCUGAGGGAAUUUGCAAAGCCAGUUGGUGUCACAGCAUCUGUAUCUCAGCAGUGUCACCCUUUGGGCAGGGUCACCUCUGUUGGACAGGCUGGUGCCCUCAGUAAGAUGUUGUGGGAUGCACGCAAGAUGUGGUGUAACUUGCUGUUUUCCUUCUCCCAGAUUUCAUCUUCCAGAAGGAGCUAUUUGCUGUGAGAGACACAGAUCCCAUGCACAACCUCUCUGCUCAGCCCUGGCAGGCAAAGAUGGCCAACCUGACCUAUGACAACUUCACCCUGGGCAACCACUCCGAGGUGGCCGUGCAGCCUCCCACCAACUACAAGACAGUGGAGCUGGUUUUCAUUGCCACUGUCACCGGCUCACUCAGCCUUGUCACCGUGGUGGGGAACAUCCUGGUGAUGCUCUCCAUCAAGGUGAACCGCCAGCUCCAGACUGUCAACAACUAUUUCCUCUUCAGCCUGGCCUGCGCAGACCUCAUCAUCGGGGUCUUCUCCAUGAACCUCUACACGGUCUACAUCAUCAAAGGCUACUGGCCACUGGGGGCCGUGGUGUGCGACCUGUGGCUGGCUCUGGACUAUGUGGUGAGCAAUGCCUCUGUCAUGAACCUGCUCAUCAUCAGCUUUGACCGGUACUUCUGUGUCACCAAGCCCCUGACGUACCCGGCCAGGAGGACCACCAAGAUGGCAGGGCUAAUGAUCGCGGCCGCGUGGAUAUUGUCCUUCAUUCUCUGGGCCCCUGCCAUCUUGUUCUGGCAGUUCAUUGUGGGCAAGAGGACAGUCCCUGAGAGGGAAUGUUACAUCCAGUUCCUCUCCAACCCAGCGGUGACAUUUGGCACAGCCAUUGCUGCUUUUUACCUGCCCGUGGUCAUCAUGACGGUGCUGUACAUCCAUAUCUCCCUGGCCAGCAGAAGCAGGGUAAGGAGGCACAAGCCUGAGAGCAGGAAAGAGAGGAAAACCAAGUCCCUCAGAUUCCUCAAGGGCCCCAUGGUCAAACAGAACAACAAUAAUUCUCCCAAGAGGGCCGUGGAGGUGAAGGAGGAGGUGAGGAAUGGGAAAGUGGAUGACCAGCCAUCUGCACAGACAGAGGCCACUGGCCAUCAGGAGGAGAAGGAGACAUCCAAUGAGUCCAGCACCGUCAGCAUGACCCAGACCACAAAAGACAAGCCCACAGCAGAAGUCUUGCCAGCAGGGCAAGGACAGAGUCCAGCCAACCCCCGGGUGAACCCGACUUCCAAGUGGUCCAAGAUUAAGAUUGUCACCAAGCAGACUGGGUCUGAAUGCGUCACCGCCAUUGAGAUCGUCCCAGCUAAGUCAGGUGCCUCUAACCACAACUCCCUGGCCAACAGCCGCCCGGUCAACGUUGCCAGGAAGUUUGCCAGCAUCGCCAGGAGCCAGGUACGGAAGAAGCGCCAGAUGGCUGCCCGGGAGAAGAAAGUCACCCGCACCAUAUUUGCCAUCCUGCUGGCCUUCAUACUCACGUGGGCACCCUACAACGUGAUGGUCCUCAUUAACACCUUCUGUGAGACCUGCGUGCCCGAAACAGUGUGGUCCAUCGGCUACUGGCUCUGCUAUGUCAACAGCACCAUCAACCCAGCCUGCUAUGCCCUCUGCAAUGCCACUUUCAAGAAAACCUUCAAGCACCUUCUCAUGUGCCAGUACAGGAACAUUGGCACAGCCAGAUAAACUGGUACUCAGGGACCACUUCAGUAUCCUUAUGGAAACCCUUCCCUUUGCCUCCUUUGCCAGCGGGGGUUCUUCUGCUCACCACUCACAACAGUGCAGACUGUGCAGUGAUUGCAGAGGAUGCCCUUCAUCCAAUGCUGACAAAAAUCCAAGGCAUUUCUGAGCUACAGGUCCUUCCAGUCACCUGGGCCUGGGGACUAGCUCAGGGAGCCAGGGAGAAAGCCAGAGGCAAGAGGAGAUGUGGUCACCAGGAGCCCUUCCCAGCUCCAUGCUCUUCAGAUUGGCCAAAUGGCAUCAGUGUUUCUCCUAAGACUGGAUGUACCUUUUUCCCCAGCUGACCAUCUCCAUGGCAUCAGAUCUUGUCUGCAUGCAGAUGGGCUAAUGCUGGAUGCUUUCCAUUGGCUUAUAAAGCGUUUAUUACCCAAGAAAUGAAAAGAAACCAGGGUCAAACAUUGCUAGACAUCUUGGACCAGGCUGACUCAGGCAGGCUGAUGGGGAGUCCUGCUGGCCCAGGCAGGCCUCCUGUGAAGGCAGCCAAGAUUGGACCCUAACAGAUGUGGCAAGAUGCUUCCUUUCCCUUGAGAGUGCCAUCAGACAUCCUCACCCAGGGUCCUGGGGCAGAAUUUUUCCCUGGACUCUGGCUCUGCUCUCCCCUUCACAUCCUUUCUGCCCUCAGACAGCAAUUUGCUGGAAAGACAGACAGAUAAACCAAGCACUUCACUCCUGGAUAAGGAGUGUGAAACCCAGUUGCUCCCAACAAUGAUGGAAACUAAAACUGGAAAGAAAAGCCCUGGUUUGGUGCAGGACUUCGUUCCACAGCCCUGGGGGAAUGGGAACCCUGAGUAGUGGGCAGCAGUGACUGUGAAAAUAACUGUCCUUGGGAGACAGGGGGGACCUGGGGGUCUCAGAAGGGCGGGAAGAGGGUCUGCAGUGUGGCCAAGGGGCCCUGUGUCUCAUCUGGGCCGUGAGCAGGUCCCCGCUCUCCCUGCAGUGGGUGUGGGAGGCCUGAUGCAUGGCUCUGGAGGCAGGAGAGGAUGACGGUGGCCUCCAGCCCCCUCGUGCCUGGAGUGCAGGGGGCUCCUGCAGGGAGGCUGAAGGAGCCGGUUGCUGAGCUUUGUUCAUGGAUGUAACGCUGUCAUGGGUGUUGUGGCAGAGCCCCCAGCAUGCGGGCUCCAGCCAGCGCCUCCAGCCUCCUCCCAGCCAGCCCUGUGUGCAGCCCAGAGCACCCUGGGGCUGCUCCCCAGCUCCUCCCAAAGCCGGGUGCAAGCCUUCUCCUUGCAGCCAGGUGCAGGCAAGGGAUGGGAUGGGAUGGGGCCGCUCUAGCACUGGCAAACUCUGUGUCCGUAUGUCCUUCCUGUCCUCAUGCCAGGGUGCAACCUGCAGAAAGGCUGCCCCAGCCCGGAUGGGAGCCCCUCCAUCACUGCCUUUAGGGGUACCCAAAAUGCCUGGUGGAUUUCUGGGUAUUUUUAAAUGGUUACAACUGCAGCCCAACACACCCCAAGACAAAUAAAGACCUUUGACCAGGAAACUAA
Messenger RNA from Melospiza georgiana, 4377 nucleotides. It is a transcript of the gene CHRM4, whose product is annotated as cholinergic receptor muscarinic 4. The coding region runs from base 1373 to 2845 and encodes 490 amino acids. Gene Ontology annotation, biological process: G protein-coupled receptor signaling pathway, coupled to cyclic nucleotide second messenger; regulation of locomotion; adenylate cyclase-inhibiting G protein-coupled acetylcholine receptor signaling pathway. The transcript is spliced from 3 exons. Gene Ontology annotation, molecular function: G protein-coupled serotonin receptor activity; G protein-coupled acetylcholine receptor activity. Gene Ontology annotation, cellular component: dendrite; synapse; plasma membrane. The record is from RefSeq and is a predicted model, not a curated record. NCBI's taxonomy places the organism in Eukaryota, Metazoa, Chordata, Aves, Passeriformes, Passerellidae.